Closterium sp. Naga37s-1 is the source of this 348-nucleotide messenger RNA. The record is from the annotation of a GenBank genome assembly. Lineage: Eukaryota; Viridiplantae; Streptophyta; Zygnematophyceae; Desmidiales; Closteriaceae.
AUGCUGCCGGUAUGCUGGGGGAACAGUGCGGGGGUGGUGGGGUUGGGGGGAGAGUCGAGGGAGAGUGGGUUAGGAAGAGGCCAUGAGGAUAGGGUAGCCAAGAGAUGGGCAAAGCUGCUGGUAAGAGUGGGUGUGGGGGGGAGGGCAUCAUGUGCACACGCACACCAGCAGCCUGCAAUGCCCCUUCCUCCCUCUCUUCCUUUCACCGCUGUCUCCCUUCCUGUGUGCCCUACUGUGUUGGACCAGGCGGAGCAGACGUUGGUGUACAGCCUGGUGUUUGAGGAGGGCGUGGUGAACGGUGCCACGUCCUUUGUGCUCUUCCGUGCCGUACAGCUGCUCGUCCUCUAG